Messenger RNA from Drosophila eugracilis, 1658 nucleotides. RefSeq names its product T-cell activation inhibitor, mitochondrial. The record is from RefSeq and is a predicted model, not a curated record. Gene Ontology annotation, cellular component: mitochondrion. NCBI's taxonomy places the organism in Eukaryota, Metazoa, Arthropoda, Insecta, Diptera, Drosophilidae. The transcript is spliced from 3 exons. The coding region runs from base 150 to 1604 and encodes 484 amino acids.
UCCGGCAACGGUCGUACCAAUUUUGUCGUCUUUCAUAAUUUCAAGAUCAGGAGUUAUAUAUCUUAAAUUUUGAGCACACGGUUGUCCCCACCGUAUGUUGGCCAUCUUGGACAAGGGGCAGGGUUGUGCCACUGCCCACUGCUUACAUAAUGUCCAUGUCACUGGGCCGCGAGAUCCGGAAAUUGGUCAACAGCAGGCGGCACUUCCUGCUUUUUCGUCGAUCGUUGAACCAAGAUCUGACCACUGCGCUGAGACCCUUUUACUUCGCUGUGCAUCCGGACUUCUUUGCCCAACAUCCUGAGCAGAGGAACACCAACGAGAACUCCCUAAAAUUACUUAGCGAGCACCUGGAGGCCUUGUAUGAACGCAGGCAACGAAGUGACACACAGGUGCUCAAGUUUUAUGUGCGGACCAGUUCGGAUGCCGACAAGCGGGACUCUUUCAAGCUCAUCCAGAUUAGAACGGACUGGCAGAGCACACGGGAUCCGAAGACAUUUAUUCAGGGCCUCUUGGAGUCCUGCAACCUUUCCACGGAGUAUGUGAAAAACAUCAAGACACAGCCCGUGCUGCCAAAGGGUUCAGGCUUAGAUAUUAAGCCAAGUCAGGACUAUCAUUACGAUGUAGAGUUUGCCGAAUUUGAAUCUCAGUUAAAGAAUGAGCGUGCAAGCAAACGUCCGGUUCUGACCACCUGGCUGGAGGAGAAUGCCAGCAUAGCCAAACAGCGCUCGAAAGAAACUGCAGACCUGCAGGCUGAGAUAGACAAGCUGCAAAAAGUGCUGGUCAAGAAGUUGGGGCUAAAGGAUGCCCGAUAUGAGUGCGGCUGGAACAUAGAGCACUACCGUGGUUGUCUGAAGACCCUGGAGAGGUUGUCUAAUACACAUUUAGUGGAAAUGGCCCCCCUCAAGGGUCGGAUUGUGGUAUUUGCUCCAUUCACAGGCAUCAGCCUAGAGGGCCAUGUGAUGUUAUUUACCGGUGACGUGCUCAACACCUGGAUUGAUUUCAUCAAGAACAUUCCGCAUCAUGAUGCCUAUUUAAAGGUUGUGCCCGUUUAUGAACGGACGCUUUCUCAAGUUCUACUAGAAAUACAAAUUGGGCGACGCAAGUUUAUGCCCAAGCAACAGGCCAGAGGCUAUGCAAGCUACCUCAUGAAGGUGACAACUUCGCUUAACGAUUACAUAGGCAAACAAAAAUUUCCGGCAGAAUGGCCGAAAACGCUCAAGGAGUUCACCAUUGUAGUAGAAUCGGAGGCGGGUCCUCUGAUGGUGAGCCCAACGGGUCAGUUCAUUACACCAGCCACCUGCCCUGGCUCCAUACUCGUUGACUUUAUCAGCGUAAAUAUGGAACUGGCCAGGGAGCGAAUGAAGAAAUAUGCGCAGGACAAGCAUGUCGAGCAGGAGUUAAUAGACUCGUGUAUUAAGCAGCUACAGCUACAAUCUCUGACCAAAGACGACGCCGUCACCCCAGACAAGAUGAUAACAGCCCUUAGAGACUUAUCCCAGCUGCACGUUGUGGAACUGCAGGAAGGAAAGUUGCAUAUCACCCACUACUAUUCGGUACUGACCGAUGGGGUUGUGUGCAUACCCUGGGAUUUUCAGCAGAGGUAGUUCGAUUUUCUCAUGUGCCUUAUUAGUCAAAAUAAACAUAGUAAUAAUUUAUAA